Bipolaris victoriae FI3 is the source of this 168-nucleotide messenger RNA. RefSeq lists its product as hypothetical. NCBI's taxonomy places the organism in Eukaryota, Fungi, Ascomycota, Dothideomycetes, Pleosporales, Pleosporaceae. The transcript has a single exon. The record is from RefSeq and is a predicted model, not a curated record. Bases 1 to 168 code for a protein of 55 amino acids.
AUGUCGUUCGAAUCGGCGUGUGACGGUGUCGAUGGACAGAGUUGGAGACUGUUGUCAUCUGCUAUACCUAUUAAUUUCCAUAGGCCAGACUCUACUAGCCUGAUCGAUCUGAAAAGUCUCCGGCGAAUGGACGAGUGCGCAUUCGCCGGAUACUUCUCAAGUCGAUAA